AGGCUUGUUUGCCUCUGCACCAGAGCAGCUCAGGCUCACUUUCACUGCCUGUCCUCAACAUGUGCACAGGAAAGUGUGCUCGCUGUGUGGGACUCUUCCUCAUCCCCCUGUCCCUCAUCUGCAUCGUGGCGAAUUCCCUUCUGCUGGUGCCUAAUGGGGAGACCACCUGGACCAAAAAACUCAGCAAGCAAGUCUGGUACAUGGCUGGCUUCAUUGGUGGGGGCCUGAUGGUGCUGUGUCCAGGAAUUGCAGCCGUUCGGGCAGGGGGCAAGGGAUGCUGUGGUGCAGGCUGUUGUGGAAAUCGCUGCAGGAUGCUGCGCUCCGUCUUCUCCUCGGCUUUGGGGGUGAUCGGAGCCAUCUACUGCCUCUCGGUGUCCGGAGCAGCACUCCAAAGUGGUCCGUACUGCUCAGUGAAUGGUGGAAAGUGGAGCUACCCUUUUGAAAACGACUCAGGCUCCUAUUUGCUCAACCGAACUCUGUGGAGUGAGUGCACAAGUCCCCCUCAUGUGGUCCUCUGGAACGUGACGCUCUUCUCCAUGCUGGUGGCUGCCUCGUGCCUGGAGAUUGUGCUGUGUGGGGUGCAGUUGGUGAACGCUGCUCUUGGUGUCUUCUGUGGCGACUGCAGGAAGAAGAGCUCCCCUCACUGAGGCUCCAUUGACCUGGACACCCACCUGACCCGCCAUGGUGAAGGAAAAAACUGCUCGGAACGCUUCUGUGCAUCUCAGAUUGUGCCCAAUGACAGGAGUGCUCCAAGACUUCUGGAUAAUACAGGGGAGGCGGGGCAUUGGAACUCUGUUUGAGGUCUCUCCGGGUGUUUUCUCAAUAAAUAGUCAUUGAGCAAUUAGCAAACAA
This is a messenger RNA of Erinaceus europaeus (western European hedgehog), 852 nucleotides long. RefSeq names its product transmembrane 4 L six family member 5 (gene TM4SF5). The coding region runs from base 60 to 647 and encodes 195 amino acids. The transcript is spliced from 5 exons. Gene Ontology annotation, cellular component: membrane. The record is from RefSeq and is a predicted model, not a curated record. NCBI's taxonomy places the organism in Eukaryota, Metazoa, Chordata, Mammalia, Eulipotyphla, Erinaceidae.